Effrenium voratum is the source of this 1905-nucleotide messenger RNA. Lineage: Eukaryota; Dinophyceae; Suessiales; Symbiodiniaceae. The record is from the annotation of a GenBank genome assembly.
AUGGCAGGUGGAAGACCUGAUGCUCUUGCUGCAAGACGCGCUGCAGGACCGAAGAUCGAUCGGAUCCGAGCGGCCUUCCCAGACCUCGAGGCGGUGAGCUGCGGGGCCAUCCUCAGUGAUUACCAGCGCUGCCGCGUGGAGAACGUGUGCGCCCGCUUGAACCUGAAGGUUUUGGCCUUCAUGUGGCGCCAGGAGCAGCCGCUGCUCUUGCAGCAGAUGAUCGACGGGCAGCUAGAUGCUCGCAUCGUGAAGGUUGCAUGCAUGGGACUCGAUGACCGGCAUAUCGGCAAAUCAAUCCUUGACCCUACCUUCGCUGCGCACCUGACGCAAUUGGGCAAGAAAUGGGGUGUUCACGUUUGCGGGGAAGGGGGCGAGUACGAAAGCGCAGUCUUUGACGCUCCCUUGUACAAGCACGGACGCCUCAGCCUACCUGAAGGUGCGUGGCAAGCCUCCGCGCAUCCUGAUGGAGAUGCAGACGGGGUUGCAUUGAUGACUGUAAGGGAGCCUCCUGUCUUGGAAGCCAAGGAUGGUGACGGCGGACGCACCGUGCUGUGCCCGGUACUGGACGCCUACACUUCCCUGAAGUACUACCAAGACACGUUCCCGCAGAUGAAUGCCGAGCAGGUGGCGGAACUGGUCUCCCAGGAGGAUGCAAUUUGCUGGACAGCGGCUUGCAGCGUUGGCCUAGGCACCACUUCCAGCGCUGGAAGUCGAGCCCAGGCCACCCCCAAACUGCAGCGAGUUGGAGGCUUGGGUCUUUGGGCAACAUCCACCCUGGAUGUUGCCUCUAUGCAGCUCGAUGCAGGCGGCUUGGAUCCAGCGGCACAGUGCGACGCGCUGCUGGUCGCCGUGCAGGAGUGGCUGACGUCCUGUCAGCGCAGUCUGCAAGAGGCCGCCUUCGCAGAAGUCCAGGUCUCCGAUCUGGAUUGCUUCGAUGCGGUGAACGCUGUCUACAGCAGGCACUUUGUGGUAAAUCCGCCGGCCCGGGUCUGCAUUCAAACUCCGCUUCCGCCAGGCCUUCAUGUCCGACUGCGGCUGCUUCUUCGGCCUCUUGAAGGCGUCACCGCGCGGGACAGUCUGCGGGUUCAAUCCAUCUCCACCUGGGCCAUGGCGUGCAUCGGCCCCUACUCGCAGGCGCAGCGAGUGCAAAGGUUGCUGCUGUCCUCCGGGGUGUUGGGCCUUGUGCCCCACACUAUGUCGCUGCCUUCUGCGGAGGCUGUGCAGGCAUCUAAGUCGGAGCCAGACGCGACUUCGCAAGUCCAGGCCGAGCUUUGGAUGCUGAUGCGAUCGCUACAUCACGUCCUGCAGGUGAUGUCGAGCGGUUUCCACGAGGUGGCCCUGGCCCAGGUCUACGCAACUCCAGGCGUGGAUGCCGUGGAGCUAUGCAGAGAGAUUCUGGCCUACAUGCGCUUUUCCGCCCCAUCCGCGAUGCCGCUCGUCUCCUAUGCUGAAGUUCCGAGGCUGCCCAAGGGAGGCUGCGUGGAGAUCGCAGUCCUUUGUUCCGCUGAGCCCAGCUCGAAGGGCUCCCGCGAGAUUGGGGAGGGCGUGUGCGUGAAGAUUGCGGAGGCGGAUGCCUGCGACUUAUCCGCAGCACUGGCCUGCGUGAGAUCUUUGGCCGAGGGCGGAGGUUGCCUGGACGCUCUGCAAGUGCAGUUUUGCCCCCCGGAGCUGGGUAUCGAGGUGGCGCAGGCCGUGCAGGCGGCAAUGUUCGCUGAGACGAAGAUGCAGUGUGCAGAGUGCGCUGUGUCCUACAUGCCCGUGUGCUCUUUGAGAGCGAGCGCUCGCUUGAGAUGUAUUGGUUUUAUCUCCACCGCGCAGACAGAUGCGGCGGAACAAAUGGAGCAAGGGCAUUGCAUUGGCCGCACAUAUGCGAACGGUUGUUUGUGUGUUUGUGUCUGUGAAUGA